GAGGCGGGCGCCGGAAGUGACGGGACCCGGUCUUGCCGGGGUCUCGGUUGAGCUGCGGACGCGCCGGCUUGCAGCAUCCCUAGCCGGGCAGGUGGGAGGCCUCGGAGUUGCGGCUCCCGAGGCCGCUGCUCGGCCCCGCCAGCGACAUGGCCAGCUCCGGAGAGGACAUAUCCAAUGAUGAUGAUGACAUGCACCCUGCAGCAGCUGGGAUGGCGGAUGGGGUCCACCUCCUGGGGUUCUCCGAUGAGAUCCUCCUUCACAUCCUGAGCCAUGUCCCCAGCACAGACCUGAUUCUGAACGUCCGGCAGACAUGCCGGAAGCUCGCAGCCCUGUGCCUUGACAAGAGCCUCAUCCACACCGUGCUGCUGCAAAAGGACUAUCAGGCGAGCGAGGAUAAGGUGAGGCAGCUGGUGAAGGAGAUCGGCCGGGAGAUCCAGCAGCUGAGCAUGGCUGGCUGCUACUGGCUGCCCGGUUCCACUGUGGAGCACGUGGCCCGCUGCCGCAGCCUGGUGAAAGUGAACCUCUCGGGCUGCCACCUCACCUCCCUGCGCCUCUCCAAGAUGCUCUCGGCUUUGCAGCAUCUGCGCUCGCUGGCCAUUGACGUUAGCCCCGGCUUCGACGCCAGCCAGCUGAGCAGCGAGUGCAAGGCCACGCUGAGCCGCGUGCGGGAGCUCAAGCAGACACUGUUCACGCCCUCCUACGGUGUGGUGCCCUGCUGCACCAGCCUGGAGAAGCUGCUGCUCUACUUCGAGAUUCUGGACCGCACGCGCGAGGGCGCCAUCCUCUCGGGCCAGCUCAUGGUGGGCCAGAGCAACGUGCCGCACUACCAGAACCUGCGCGUCUUCUACGCGCGCCUGGCUCCCGGCUACAUCAACCAGGAGGUGGUGCGGCUGUACCUGGCUGUGCUCAGCGACCGCACGCCCCAGAACCUCCACGCCUUCCUCAUCUCUGUCCCCGGCAGCUUCGCAGAGAGCGGUGCCACCAAGAACCUCCUGGACUCCAUGGCGCGCAACGUCGCGCUGGACGCUCUGCAGCUGCCCAAGUCCUGGUUGAACGGCUCUUCGCUCCUGCAGCACAUGAAAUUUAACAACCCGUUCUACUUCAGCUUCAGCCGUUGUACCUUGUCGGGAGGCCACCUGAUCCAGCAGGUCAUCAACGGCGGGAAGGACCUGAGGAGCCUGGCCAGCCUGAACCUCAGUGGCUGUGUCCACUGCCUGUCCCCGGACUCCCUGCUGCGCAAGGCGGAGGACGAUAUCGACAGCAGCAUCCUGGAGACACUGGUGGCGUCCUGCUGCAACCUGCGCCACCUGAACCUCUCGGCUGCCCACCACCACAGCUCUGAGGGCCUGGGCCGCCACCUCUGCCAGCUCCUGGCCCGGCUGCGUCACCUGCGCUCCCUCUCCCUACCAGUUUGCUCCGUCGCCGACUCCGCACCGCGCGCGGAUCGCGCGCCCGCUCAGCCCGCCAUGCAUGCCGUGCCGCGCGGCUUCGGCAAGAAAGUGCGCGUGGGCGUGCAGUCCUGUCCCAGCCCCUUCUCGGGCCAGGCGGGCCCCCAGCCCUCAUCAGUGUUCUGGUCUCUGCUGAAGAACCUGCCCUUCCUGGAACACCUCGAGCUGAUCGGGUCCAACUUCUCCUCCGCCAUGCCGCGCAACGAGCCGGCCAUCCGCAACUCGCUCCCGCCCUGCAGCCGCGCGCAGAGCGUCGGGGACUCGGAGGUGGCCGCCAUCGGCCAGCUGGCCUUCCUGCGGCACCUGACGCUCGCACAGCUGCCCAGCGUCCUGACGGGCUCCGGGCUGGUCAGUAUUGGCCUGCAGUGCCAGCAGCUGCGGUCCCUGUCGCUGGCCAACCUGGGCAUGAUGGGGAAGGUGGUGUACAUGCCCGCGCUAUCGGACAUGUUGAAGCACUGCAAGCGGCUGAGGGACCUCAGGCUGGAGCAGCCCUACUUCAGCGCCAAUGCCCAGUUCUUCCAGGCACUGAGCCAGUGCCCCUCGCUGCAGCGCCUGUGCCUGGUCUCCCGCAGUGGCACCUUCCAGCCCGACGCUGUGCUGGCCUUCAUGGCCCGCUGCCUGCACGUCGUCAUGUGCCACCUGUUCACCGGGGAGUCCCUCGCCACCUGCAAGAACCUGCAGCAGUCUCUCCUCCGCAGAUGGAGUCUCACUCUGUUGCCCAGGCUGGAGUGUAGUGGCAAAAUCUCGGCUCACCGCAACCUUCAUCUCUCACCUUCCCAGGUAGCUGGGACUACAGCUUCCAGGCCGAGCGGCCCGCGUUGAACGUUGUCAUCUUCCCUCUGCUCCACGAGGGCCUGACCGACGUCAUCCGGGACGUCCCGCUGGUGCACCUGGAUGAGAUCACCUUAUUUAAGAGUCGAGUGGCCGAGGAACCGCCGAACCUGUGGUGGUGAGAGGCUGAGCCGCUGCCCAUUGGUCUGAGUCACCUCGAGACGCUCCAGGAGCCUGGGACACCAGGGACCCUUGGUUUGUCACAAGAGGAAGGGGGCCUCUUUCUUGGGGCUCCGGGUGUCUCCACGGCUCUCUCAUGGAAACUGUUGCUCUGUGAAGUUUGGGUCGAGGGGAUAUCCUCUGGGUGACGUGAAGGGCUUGGGGGACAGUCAGUGUGGGGCCUGGCUGAACCAGGCUGAGCCUUGGGACCUGGCUGUGGUGUUAGUGCCCUGAGCCUCAAUCCCUGGGGGCCCUGUCCAUGGCUUGGAGGGCUGGAACCCUGUCCCACUGCCCCUUCACUUUGACCGGGAAGCAUGUCCCUUGGCUGUUGUGUUUGUGGUCACCUGCCACCUGUGCCUGGCGGAUGGGCAGCCACAUGCUGUCCCCCUGAAGUCCGGUUGGCCAGGCUGGUCACCUCGUGUCUGAGUAUCCCCUUUCAUGGUCAAGUGUGAUGUGGGGAUGUGGCUGCAGACUUGGGGCUCUCUGUCCGUUUAGGACACACUAGAACCCUCUCAUGUCUCUGUGGCUUUUCUAGCCAAAUGAUGUCUGUGGUCCCAGAGAGGCCCCUGGGGUUGGGACUGCUGGUUGGAGCGUCCCCUGUGGCUUUUCAGCCCCAGGAGCAGGGCCUGUUUCUCAUGAGAGAGGCCUCCUCCCCUUCUCCCCUCCUCCCCUCCUGUGACACUCAGCCUCCCUGGGAAGGUCCACGUGCGCUCCUGGGCAGAUCGGCCUUGUUAGAGUAAUGUGAAACAUGAAAACCCAGAAGGGAUUCCUAAGGCUGGAGUAGCAAUCAUGUUACUCUGUUUGAAAUGACUUUUAAGACUUAAAAAAUAUUUGGCCUGUUUGGGGGUGCUCAUGCCUAUAAAUCCCAGCACUUUGGGAGGCCGAGGCGGGUGAAUCACGAGGUCAGGAGUUCGAGACCGGCUUGGCCAUCAUGGUGAAACCCCAUCUCUACUGAAAAUACAGAAAUGAGCUGGGCAUGCUGGUGGUCACCUGUAAUCCCAGCUACUUGGGAGGCUGAGGGAGAAUUGUUUGAACUCGGGAGACGAAGGUUGCAGUGAGCUGAGAUCGAGCCAUUGUACUCCAGCCUGGGCGACAGGGCAAGACUCUGUCUC
Molecule: messenger RNA, 3550 nt
Organism: Callithrix jacchus (white-tufted-ear marmoset)
Lineage: Eukaryota; Metazoa; Chordata; Mammalia; Primates; Cebidae
Gene: FBXL18
Product: F-box and leucine rich repeat protein 18
Biological process (GO): SCF-dependent proteasomal ubiquitin-dependent protein catabolic process
Cellular component (GO): SCF ubiquitin ligase complex
Molecular function (GO): protein binding
Source: RefSeq, a predicted model, not a curated record